AUGGGCAUUGGACCGAGGACCUGGCACGAGUCAGGGUUCACGUGCACAGUCAGCGAUACAGACCACAGCACAGGAGCACGUGUCAGGCUCAGGGAUGGAACUAGACUUGAGGCCAAGUCGACGCUGGUCACAUUGGACUUGGCCUGGUGCAUGACGGCGGCGGUGUCCAAGGAGUGGUCUGAGGUACUGGGCCUGCAGUCGGAUCCAGUCUGGCAGUACAAGCACGUGAUCCAGUCACACGAAUGGCAGGUCGAGGACACGAAUUGGCACGUGCGCACGUCCUUGAUACGGCCAUCGAAUGACAGGCUGGCUGAGCUGGAAUGGACCGGUGACGUGCCCCCAGGUGACUUGGACUGGCUACGCGCCGUCGAGUACGUGGCCGAACAGGCCGGGUGCGGUGAUCGAAUGCAAUGGGCCCUGGACGCCUUGUUCAUGCGCUCGGUCCGUGUUGCUGAUGUACCAGUGGUCUACGCUGCAGAGUCGCCUGGUCCAGGACACGUGUAUUUGCCCAAGCCCAAUGGCGAAUCGGCCUGGCUCAUUGACAAUGGCUGCCUCUGGGUCCUCUGCAGGACUGAUCCAUCACUCACUGUCAUUGGUCACUACCUCAAGUCACAGGUCAACGUACGCACAUCGAAGCCGGACAUUGUCAGGUGCGAGUGGAUGCCUGACGGUCAGCUCAUUGCAAUUGGUCACCUUGCAAUUGGCCAGGAACCAGUGCCUGUGACAAGGCCGUAUGCCAAGCCGUGGCCGUUGGUCGAUAUCCUGGACUGUCCCCCGUGCCUGUACCGACGUCAUGAACUCAGCCUGGGUCGGAUCAACAGGCUUCUGGAUGCUGAGCCCCUGCCAUGCGACGGUGUCAUUGCAAUUGACUGUGACACGAGCCUCACGUACAGGAUCAAGCAGCCUGAGAUCGACCUGCUAGUGACACGUGACGGUCUCAUGGCCAGAGGAACAGGUACCGAUGACCUGGUCAAAGUCGGCAGUCUCGAUCACGUGCCAGUUGACCAGGUCAUUGACAAGGUCGCAGAGUACGCCCUGGCACUUGACAAGGACAACGUCGUCCGCCUGAAACCUCUCAGGAUCCGUAGUGACAAGGCCUUACCCAAUGCCAUUGACGUGGUCCAGGAUGCGUUGGCUGUGAUGCAGUCGUCACCAGGCGAGGACCUAACGUUCAGGAGGCGACUGACUGCUGCCUCGUUCAAUGUCCGCGACUACGUCUACUCGAGGUCGUACGAUGCCAGACGCAGGCUCAAGGCAAUCGUGGACGUGGGCACUGGCAGGUUCCAGGCAGCGUCAGCGUUCCGUGCACAGAACACAAGGUGGCUGUUCAUUGACCCCGACCUGGACGAGGACAGGGCCAGGAAGCUGGGUGCUGUCAGUGUGCCAUUGAACGAUGACUCGGUCCGGGCCAUGGUCUCCGAGCUCACAGGCAGGGGCCGGCGCCUGUUCUAUUGCAAGUGUACCCUGCGUGACCUCCUGGCAUUGGACGAGUUCAUGAGAUGGCUGGAACUGAACUCGGUACCAGUGGUCGCAGCAUUCAGUGCACAGCACGUUGUUAGAGAACUGAGGCAGCUGUCCCGUGCAGGCGUACCAGUGCUCGGAUGCUGUUACGUGUACGAUGCUGCGAAUGACCAUGGCUACGUCAUCAGACAGGGCGAUGUUGUCAUGAGACGCGAUGACGAUGACACUGCGACUGCGACAAUUGGCCCUGACACCUUCCAUGAGCCAGCAGUUGUACGUGCACACACCUGGUUUUCAUAG
Closterium sp. NIES-65 is the source of this 1761-nucleotide messenger RNA. NCBI's taxonomy places the organism in Eukaryota, Viridiplantae, Streptophyta, Zygnematophyceae, Desmidiales, Closteriaceae. The record is from the annotation of a GenBank genome assembly.